GUCAAAGGUGUAAUUGCACAAAGGUAGAAAUCGAAGCACUAAUUCGCGGAAGUAGAAAAAUAGCAGCGAGGACGACCGUCAAUACACAGAUUAAACGGCAAAGUUACUAUGGUGAUAGAGGCAGGAGGUAAACCUUCCACAGGGAUGACCUCGAGAGAAUUGUGUGAAAAUGAUGACCUUGCCACCUCUGUCACGAUUGACCCCUAUUUAGGGCUUAUGACUCACAAAAUGAAUAUCAGACACCGUCCAGUUAAGCCAAAAGUUCAAGACGAGGUCAAGCAGUUUAUGACAUGUUUCGUCAAGGACAAUGUGUAUGAAACAGCACUAAGUGAAGUCUUCAGUACUGAACCAGUGCAAACUUUUAUACAGAACAAAAGUAAAACCCAACAAGCAGUGCUGAGGGAACAUAUAUGUAGGUACCUUCGGAUAUAUGACCGCAGGGCUGGAUUUAACCUAUUUCCUUGUCAUAGAUACUCUAUGGAGGGACAAGUAGGGGCCAAAAUCUGUGCCACAAAGCAUUGGUAUAGAAAUGACAAGAUCCCGAUGCUGGUGGGCUGUAUCGCUGAACUCUCUAAAGAGGAGGAAGAUAAAGUCCUAAAGCCAGGAAUUAAUGAUUUCAGUGUGAUGUACUCCUGUCGCAAGAACUGUGCUCAACUGUGGUUAGGACCGGCGAGCUUUAUUAACCAUGACUGUAGGGCUAAUUGUCGGUUUGUUUCCACUGGGAGAGAUACUGCAUGUGUGAAAGUUUUACGUGAUAUUGACCCAGGGGAGGAAAUCACUUGCUUCUAUGGGGAAGAUUUCUUUGGAGAGAACAAUUGUCUUUGUGAAUGUGAAACAUGUGAAAGGAGGAAAAAGGGAGCAUUUAAAUCCGAGGACCUCCCUUCAGUAAACACCGAGGAGAAAGGUUAUAGGUUACGUGAUACAGACGACAGACUGACCCGGCUAAAAGUGGAUACAGAAAAGACCAAACCGGUGGCAGAAAUGCUUGGAGGAGCUCCAUAUGGCAAUGAGAAUUGGAAUGUGAGAGAUGGUAACCUGAAGAAACAGUCACAUCUUCUGAAGAAAGCUGAGCUCAAAAAGAGAGGGAUCACUAGAUAUGAUGCUGAAAUUCUUCUGUCUCAGGGUCUAAAACUACCGGAUCCGAAAGACCCGGGUCAGCAUAAAAAACGCUGCCAGUCAACAAACGGUGAAGAAUCUAGAGCUAAAAGUAAUAUUUUGAACAACAAGCGUGGAAAAAAUGGCAGAUUUCAGUUGAAAAGAGAAUCUCAUCCGAUCAUUUCGGAACAAGACAGUCAAGGUAUAGCCGCUAAAAUCAAAUCUCCCAACAAGAGAAUGAGUUUCACUUUUGAAGAUUCUAGAGAAUGUAGUGUAGAAAGGACAGCUUCUCCUAAAAAACCAGAACCAGUUAGUGUUGCUUCGGGUGUUGUGCCUCGUUCUAGUCCAAGGUUGCGAAGGAUGUGCCAAAAUAUGACAAACCUUGAAGUAGCUUGUUCAGACAUAACAAACACUGAGCCUCCCCCGUGUGUGAAGACAGAACCAGUCAGUACUAUUCGUCAGAGUCCCAGAAUCCGAUCUGUUAAAACAGAAAGAGACGAUUCUUGUCCAAGCUUAUCGCCUCAGGGACAACACUGUGAUAUUUUGGAGAACUCCCUUAGUCAACCUCCCAAUUUAUUAGAGCUGCAUGUCACCACGGUGUCAUCCCGACCCACAUCUCAUCACGGCAUGUCCCCAAGACUUCAUCACACCAGUCUAACUGGCUCAGACACCUGUCACUCACCACAUCAAUGCAGUGAUAUAACAGGAUUAAUAUCAUCAACAACCUCAGUUCAGUUGAGUCCUAGAACUCGAAAUUUGAGUGCUGUAAAUGGAGUGAGGCAAAGUCCUAGACUGCAAGAACGCUCAAGUCUUAGUCGCUCAAAUUCUUUGGUGGAAAGUGCAAAAUCAGCAGCAGUGAAGUGUUUAGACAACCAGCUUCUGAAAGAAUGUCAGAAAGAUGAUUGUGAAAUUGAUGUUGUUGGGAUUGACCAGGAGACUGAUCUAAAUUUAUCAGAGCCAUUCAGUGGAUUUGAAAAACUUAUGUGGGGAUCCAUUUUGAAAUCUGGAUCUCAAACAUCACCAUGUCAGGGAAAGAGCAAACACAUUGUGGAGCCAAAUAACAAUUAUCACAUGUAUCGUUCACUAUCAGACCAGUGUCUGGCAAAGAAAAGACAAAAAGAGCAUCACCGGAAACACAAGAUGUCUUACUCCGUCACCUCAUCAUUCGAGGACUUCGAUGAAAGUUCACCUGUCAAAAAGGUUCCUAAGUUAAUCUUCAGAAAAAACAAAGCUCAAGAGGAAGACAUUUUGCUUGUGGAAUUGGAGAACAAAGUUAGGAAAAAUGCUGGUAAACUCUUUAAUCAAGGGAAACCUUUUCCAAAGAAGUUAAAACUGAAGCUAGGGAAUGACAUGACUGAAAUAGAUCUACCUCAAUGACCCAGUGUCUUGUGUAAAACAUAAAUACUGAAUUCAUCUUUAUUGUUUUAAUAAUAUCACAUGGUUAUAAGUACUACGUUUAAGAACAAUCAAUUCUAUGCAGGGUUAUAUUCAUACUUAACUUAUUUCUACAUAUACAUGUAUAUCAUAUAUUAUGUUAACAUAACUCUCAUCAGGAAAAAUAUGUUAAAUUGGGUCUUUCCAUUUUGCAAUUUGAGUAACCAUUGAUAUCAUGUUAUGAAAUUUUUUGUUUAUUUUCUCUUUUUUCUGGAGGCCAUUUUUCCCUCUCGUGUAGAUGUUGUAACUUUAGAAUGAUAUGUUUUAAUUUUCAGGAAUUUUAUUGUAAAACAGAGUACAAAACUGACUCUCUGAAAAGAAAUUCUUUGUUUAAUGUGGAUCUCUUUGUAAUUAUCCCAAAAUGUUAUGUUAUGGCUCGUUAAAGCAUUUGCAAAAUUUCAAUUUCUAUUGAAAAUAUAAUUGUCUUAUAUCAUUUUUAUAAUUGACAAGAUUUUAGUCGUAGAUUUAGAAAAUAUUAACAACUAACAUUUUUUAAUUUUCAUGAAUAUUUUUAAUUCGAAAUGUUACAACGUCUACCUAUGUCUUUUAAUACAUCUAUAUAAUGCAUCAAAUCACAGAUUUGGACUUCAGAGCAAACUAAUCACUCUUUUUUUUCUUUUUCUUUUUUUGUUUUUUGUUGUUGUUAUUCUGAGGAAAAACACACCAAAGAAAAACGUAAAAUAAUUCUGAGCUUGUAUUGCUCUCAUACUUGAUAUGAAGUGCUUUAACGAGCCAUCAAAUGAAAUUUUGGGGUAGUAAAAAUGUUCUGUUCAUAGAGAAUGAUACACUCAAAUUUAUAACUCAGGUCUUUCAUAUUGGGCAAAUUUUUCCUUGUGCAACCUGUAAUGCAUGUAAUAAUUUUGUUUAGAAUGUUGAUUGAUAUCAAUGAUUUUAAGUAUUUAGUCACUUGCAACUAACAACAGUCACAUAAUAAACAUUGGUGAUAACUUGAUAAAUAUUGUAUAUACAUGUAAGUAUGAUCUAAAGAAAAGUAGCAUCCAUAAGCAUGAGUUUUGACAUGAUAGGAAUGUAUUGGGUAUUAACAGAUGCAUAUUUGUUUUGAUUCUACUAAAGUGGUAUUCUUCCAUAUUGCUAUCUUGGCAGUCUGUUUGAAAAAAGAACUUUGAUCGGUUCAUGAAUGUCACAAUCAGAUUUGGAAGUGGAUUAAAAUCCUAUGUUAGGCAGAUUAUUAUUAGAUUACAGGUGAUAAACAUUUAAUUAGUGAAAAUGUGAUAAUUGUUAAUGGUGUUUGUUGAGAUUUGUUGAGAACGUUUGCUGUUAUUUAAUAGCUGUUGUCACAUUUUUUGUCUUUGUACAUUUGCUGUCACCACUUGUCAUUCUUCCAUUCUCUAAUCACUGAAACUAUGUAUAGAUUACGACGGUGUGGAACAUAUUGUAUCAGUCUGUCUAUAAAGUGUAGAAGACGGGUUUUUUUUGCAUAGAAGAAAAUUUAGUUAAUAUUGACAAAAUGAAACCUCGGUACAACAAAAGCACUGAAAAUGAAUUAAAGUCUAGAAUGGUUCAAUAGCAAAGACAGAAAAGGCCAUGGUACAAGUAUCUUUUCUGUUUACAUUUCUGGAGGGAUCUAUGGAUUCCUUAUUUUACGCGAGUACUUAUUGCGAAAUGAUUCAUGGACAUCAAAUUCGCAAGGGCUCUGUUGAAUCAAGUGUUUUUGCAUGUAUUUUAGCAUUAUAAAAAUAAAAGCAAGAAAUAUUUUUUCGCAAGUGAUGUUUCUAGGGAAAUUACGUGAUAAUAAAUUCCUUGCAUAUAUUUAGGAAUUUACCGUACCUUUUCUCAAAUAUCAGUUGUUUUAGAGGGGGAUGGAACCACAGGCAUCAGUCUUCAGUUUAGUACAUUUAUAAUUUAUUCACAGUCUGUGAUGCAUGGGUAUUCACAGAUGUCUAGAUAUAUUGAUAUAUACACAUUUUAACUUUUUUUAUAUCAAGAAUGAAUAAUUUCAAAGUGAUUAAAAAUGGAGAUUAAAUAAUUGUAAAGCAAUUAAAAACUCAUGGUGAUGAUGUUUAUUCCUCUGAAGUGAGUAUAUUUCUAUGAGAAAUUUAAGUGGUUGUUUUUUUUCAUUUGGCUGUGAGAAAACUAUUUACAUGUCGAAAGGGAUGUUAAAUGGCAGCAAAAGAAGUACCAUGGCCUAAUUGGGUAAAAGAAGUUGAAAUUAUAGAGAAACAUUAGGCUGUCCCCAGUGGAUCGUGAUAACUGUUUUAUUUUUUAUGGUAUACUGUGUAUGUAUGGAUGAAAAUUUGCAAAAUGUCCAGUUUGGACCUUUUCCUAUAUUUCAUGUUUUAAUCAUUGGAAUUGAAAAUUAGAAAUGCUUGAUAAGAACUUGUUCUGACAUUUAUGAAAUUCUAUCUUCAGUACAACAGAUGGAGAGAAUAGAAUACACAAGUAGACUUUUUGGUUGAAUAAUGUUGAUCUAGAACUGAUAUUUCAAGAAAAUUGUUGAAGAUAACUUGUAUUAGUUUGAUAUAGUAACCUUUAAUUUAUUGAUGUGUUGGCAUGACAACAAUAAAAACAAACUUUAUGAU
Molecule: messenger RNA, 5069 nt
Organism: Ostrea edulis (European flat oyster)
Lineage: Eukaryota; Metazoa; Mollusca; Bivalvia; Ostreida; Ostreidae
Product: histone-lysine N-methyltransferase KMT5B-like
Exons: 10
Coding region: 109-2472 (787 amino acids)
Cellular component (GO): nucleus
Molecular function (GO): histone H4K20 methyltransferase activity; protein binding
Source: RefSeq, a predicted model, not a curated record